CAUCACUUUGCUGCAGUGACAUCCAGCUCUUGAACACACCCUGCUGCAGCCUCCAGAGGAGCCACACUGAGCACAUUCUGCGGUGUAUCAUCACGAGGAGAUUCGUCGAGCUGCUACAACACAGCUGAGGAUGGCUCUUAAUGAUAAAGACCCAAUACCUGCAGUGGGGACCCUCUCCCCAGGCCAACUGCAGUCCCACCUCAAGAUGGAGCCCAAGACUCUGGGGGCGAUCCAGAUUGUUAUUGGGGCUUUGAUUCUUUGUCUCAGUGCCUCUGUGCUCCAGAUCCAUGAGGUCCACUUUACAGGGGAUGUGGCCCUUUUCCUGAUUGUUGUCAUACAGGUGACCCUGUCUGGUUCUGUGUUGGUCCAUAGUGGGAGGAGACCUACUCUAAUCUGGGUGAAAUGCACGCUCGUGCUGCAUCUCAUCAGUGCCGCAUUUGCCACUGCUGCACUGGGUCUGAUGUCCAAACACCUCCCCUACCGCCAGGACUCUUACCACUGUGAACACUGUCGCAGACUGGAGCUACAUGCCGUGCUGUUGAUUGACGGGAUCCUGGGGACGCUGGUGGUCUUCCUGGUGUUGGAGCUGUUGAUCUGUAUCACUGCUAUGCUGUUUGGACUCAGUGUCCUCGCUGCUGGUGCCACUCAGGCUUCCAGCCAGAGACCUGUCUAUCCACAGACCCGCCCCCCACUUGCUCCAGCUGUUCAGGCUGCUGCAGCUGAACCAUCUCAGGUGGCUGUAGUUGUGACUGAACCAGAUUCAGAGCAGAUGGAGGACAUCUCCACCCCACCCACUGAACCCCAGGUGGAGCCUAUAGAGGCUGUGGCUACACAACCCUGAACUCAGCACUCACUGCCCCUUGUGUCAUGUCAUGUCAGACAUAGAGGGAAUAUGGAUGUCAACUAGGAAAAACUACUCCUGUCAGCCCUCUGGUCAUUAUAAUUAAGACUUGUUUAUCCUGAUGACACAUGCAUCAUCUCAGGUGACAAAGUGACUCGAAUCAGUGUAUCAAAUACUCAAUAUACCAUAUCCACAAGAUUGCCAUUUUCCUCUGAAAUCACACUUAGAGUGGGAAGCUAAAAUGCUAUUAUGGACAAAAUAAUGUUGUACUGCUGUGAUUCAGGCUUAUAAAUCAUAUAAACACAGGGAAUCUGACAAACUGUUAUAAUUUCAUAGAUCGAUAACCAAUCAGUUACUGAAAAGACAAUGGAUAUCUGGUACACAGGGGACCUGAGCGUAAUAUCAGAGGAAAGUGGCAGCGGUGUGAGUAUGGUCUAUUUGCUGCACGUAUAAAGACCAUGUUCUCAUAGUAAGAAGAAAGCAAAUGGGGUCUAGGGUAUAUGCACUUCACUAAUAGAGUGUUCACAUUUAGUGUCAAUUAGAAUGAAUGUAGAUUCUAUUUGUAACCAUGUACUAUUUUGCCUUUAAAAAGUCUCAAAUGUAUUUAACCAAAACAUAAUUCAUUGCUGAAAUAACUUGUUUCUCAGUUAUUAAAGUAACAUUGAGUUUAUAUAAUGGUAUUCUCAAGUCUUCUUAAUGCCAGUCUACAGUGAACUGAUGAAAAAGUUACAGCAGCCAAGCAAUGUUGGGAGACUCAGAAAAAACAGAUUAAAACAGAAUGUUUAAACUGUUAGCAGCAGAGGCUGAGGUAUGGGAAUAUAUAUCUAUCACUUUUCAUGGAUACAGUCAGGGAUGGGCAAAAAUACAUCAAAAUGUAUUUUGUUACAAAAUACAAAAUACCCCUCAAAUAAAUGUAUCAAAAUAAAAUACAAAAUACUGGUGCCAGAAAAUGUAACAAAAUACAAUACAUGUAUUUUGUAUUUAAAAUAUAGAAAAUACUUUUUCUGGAUUUUCCGUUUUCUCACAAUUUGGUAUAGUAGAGCAUUCAGGUUUGGGCUAUACUGUACACAAAGCUCUGCUGAACCCCACAAAAAAGGAAGAACAGUCACAGAAUGUCAGUGUUACAACAAUUUGAUUGAUUAUGUAUGUAUACAGUACUGUUCAAAAGUUUUAAGGCAGGUGUGAAAAAAUGCUGUGAACUAAGAAUGCUUUGAAAAAUGGAAGUGUUAACGGUUUAUUUUCAUCAAUUAACAAAAUGGAAAGUGAGCGAACAAAAGAAAAAUCUAAAUCAAAUCAAUCUUUGGUGUUACUACCCUUUGCCUUCAAACCAGCAUCAAUUCUCAUUGGUACACUUGCACAAAGUUAGGGAUUUGUAGGAUUAUAGUCUGGUGUAUGAUCAACCAAUUAUACCAAACUGGUGCUAAUGAUCAUCAAUUUCACAUGUAGGUUGAAACAUAGUCAUUAACUGAAACAGAAACAGCUGUGUAGGAGGCUUCAAACUGGGUGAGGAACAAACUCUGCUUCCAGUGUGAGGUUGUGAAAGACAGUUUGAUGUCACAGGUCAUAGACCAUGGCAAGACUGAGCACAGCAACAAGACACAAGGUAGUUCUACUGCAUCAGCAAGGUCUCUCCCAGACAAUGAUUUCAAAGCAGACUGGGGUUUCCAGAUGUGCUGCUCAAGCUCUUUUGAAGAAGCACAAAGAAACGGGCAACUCUGAGGAUCAUAGACGCAGUGGUUGGCCAAGGAAACUUACUGCAGCAGAUGAAAAAUACAACAAGCUUAUUUCCCUUCGAAAUCGGAAGAUGUCCAGCAGUGCCAUCAGCUCAGAACUGGCAGAGACCAGUAGGACCCAUGUACACCCAUCUACUGUCCGGAGAAGUCUGAUCAGAAGUGGUCUUCAUGGAAGAGUUGCAGCCAAAAAGCCAAACCUCCGACAUGGAAACAAGGCCAAGCGACCUAACUAUGCACGAAAACAUAGGAACAGGGGUGCAGACAAAUAGCAGCAGAUGCUCUGGACUGAUGAGUCAAAAGUUGAAAUAUUUGGCUGUAGAAGAAGGCAGUUUGUCUGCAGGCAACACUGAAGCAUGGUGGAGGUUCCUUGCAAGUUUGGGGAUGCAUUUCUGCAAAUGGAGUUGGAGAUCUGGUCAGGAUUAAUGGUAUCCUCAAUGCUGAGAAAUACAGGCAGAUACUUAUCCAUCAUGCAAUACCAUCAGGGAGGCGUAUGAUUGGCACCAAAUUUAUUCUGCAGCAGGACAACGACCCCAAACAUACAGCCAAUGUCAUUAAGAACUAUCUUCAGCGUAAAGAAGAACAAGAAGUCCUGGAAGUGAUGGUAUGGCCCCACAGAGCCCUGAUCUCAACAUCAUGGAGUCUGUCUGGGAUUACAUGAAGAGACAGAAUGAUUUGAGGAAGCCUACAUCCACACAACAUCUGUGGUUAGUUCUCCAAGAUGUUUGGAACAACCUACCAGCCAAGUUCCUUCAAAAACUGUGUGCAAGUCUACCUAGACGAAUUGAUGCUGUUUUGAAGGCAAAGGGUGGUCACACCAAAUAUUGAUUUGAUUUAAAUUUCUCUUCUGUUCAUUCACUGCAUUUUGUUAAUUGAUGCAUACUCGUGAACCAUUUUUUGAUUCGUACAGAAAGUAUUUUGAGUAUUUUAAAUACAAAAUUACUCCACUCUAAAGUAUUUUGUUACAAAUUACAUUCAAUUUUUUAUCGGCCCUAUCAAAUACAAAUUACAAAAUACUCAAAGUACUUGAAAUGCGUAUUUCAAAUACAAGUAAUAGAAAUACUGCCCAUCUCUGGAUACAGUGAGAUAUGUAUUGUAUGUUGUGAUCACAAAGGAUAAAUCAUUUGUGAUCUAUUAUUAUUAUCUACUUACAAACUCUGAAUAACAAAGCUAUAUGUGAAGCCAUUUAAACAGGAAGCACCUAUACUGAGCUCACAUUUAGAUGAAAACUGAGAUUAUUGUGGCACUGCUCUCCUCACUUUCCUGGUGAGAACUUUUGUAAAGAAGUGAUUCUAUAUCUAGCCUUCCUCUACUUUGUCACACUCAUUUCACAUACAAUUUGAGAGGCUGAGACUCGUAAUGUCAGUAUUCUCUGAAAUUUACUGAGCCUCGUGUCACAGUUUUCCUGCACAGGCUUGUUGUAUUUGUGUAAACCACAGGA
Pleuronectes platessa (European plaice) is the source of this 4012-nucleotide messenger RNA. RefSeq lists its product as uncharacterized. Lineage: Eukaryota; Metazoa; Chordata; Actinopteri; Pleuronectiformes; Pleuronectidae. The record is from RefSeq and is a predicted model, not a curated record. The coding region runs from base 131 to 841 and encodes 236 amino acids. The transcript is spliced from 8 exons. Gene Ontology annotation, cellular component: membrane.